This is a messenger RNA of Molossus molossus (Pallas's mastiff bat), 5000 nucleotides long. It is a transcript of the gene WIPF1, whose product is annotated as WAS/WASL interacting protein family member 1. The record is from RefSeq and is a predicted model, not a curated record. Gene Ontology annotation, molecular function: actin binding. The transcript has 9 exons. The coding region runs from base 1470 to 2972 and encodes 500 amino acids. Lineage: Eukaryota; Metazoa; Chordata; Mammalia; Chiroptera; Molossidae.
CCACCCCUGAGUAAUCUUUCUUAGCCACUCUAAAUGACCUAACUGGUUCUCUUUCCUGAACUGCCUUCAUUUUUGUGAUGUGAGACAAAUGCCUGGGCUUUGACUGUAAGAGCCAGGGCAUAGCGGACGAUCACACGUUGUUAGAGGAGCACACGUCCAGCCAUUACUGUGAAAACGAAAUCAGAACCUCUUGCUUCCCUGAUCAAAACUUCUAUGCCUUUAAAACGAGCCUUCAAAUGUGCAUCAAAUAACUUAUUUCUCGGCGUCCAGCUAAACCUCCCCUCCUAUUCGCCUGUUAGCUUCCAUCUGAAACGGGACAAACCCCUCGUGUUUGCAGGCGGACACGGGCUGUUCAGAGGGCGGCAGAAAAUACAGGAAUAUCGUGGUAAAAAACACGCUGCGAGGCUGUCCGCAAAGGUUUGUUGCCUUGGCGUACUUGUCAUCUGCUGAAACAAAUCGUUUGGCUUUGUUAAAAUGUGUUCAAAUCAUUUCUCAUGUCUUCAUAAAUUCUUAAGUUCCCUUUUCUAUUUUUUUCGGCCCUCUUUCUUCCCUUUUUCCUUUCCGUCUUUUACUACCAUAGACUGGAGCGGAGAAGCGGCAGGGCAGCUCCUCCGAGAUGAGGAAGUGCCUGGAGAGUACAAAGGCACACGGCCUGGGGCUGGGGCUGAGGGGCCAGCAGCAGCCAGGUCUGGCUGUCACCAGAGCUGUGUCUUCAGCCCGUGCUUCCCAUAUAAAGGAAGAUCUGAAGAGCCUAGAGAUGAACAGACCUAGUUAAAGGCUUAGAAAUUAGAGCCCAGAAACUGCUUCAGGACCUGAGAUUAUUCAUCCUGUGACCACGAGGGACAGUUUAAUAAAUAACUUCCAGGCAAUAAAGGUCCCUACACAGAGACCUGCUGCUUUCAGAUCUAUAUGAAGAAGGGAAAUGUCUCAAGUUUGAGUUAGAAACAAUGACUUCAUUCUCGGGCUGUGGUGAAGGGCUAGAACAGGUUAGUCAGAAGGGCUGCUGAGCUUUUCUCCGGGCAUUUUGGAAAACACGGGAGAUUUCUGAAGCUCCCUGUGAACGUGCUGGUAGAGCGGGGGAGGAAUGAAGAGACCAGCCCUGGGAGCUCCUCGUUUCAUCUCUGCCUUCCGGAGUGUUUCACGGUGCCUGGACUGAGAAACGACAGAGGGGUGAGGGCAAAGGAGGAAGGAACAAACAGCAAAUUAAUCAUACAGGAAGCGAAUAACCGCAGAAGAACGUCUGCUUCUGACUCAGUAUGUCACAUUUAACAAGAGGCUAGAGCUUGUCCAAAAUGGCUGUCCAAAAACGACCCCACAUUUGUGUUAGAAGAUGAUGCCUUUUUCAGGACAGUCUUCUCUCUGGGCUCGUGUCUCGCUUGCUCUCUGUCGGCCUGUGUCCCCGAUCAUGCCUUCCUACGGCAUCCUUUAACGAUUUAUCAGCAAGACUGUUGAAAGCUUAACUGUCCAAGAUGCCCGUCCCUCCCCCUCCAGCGCCCCCGCCGCCGCCCACGUUUGCUGUGGCCAACACAGAAAAGCCUGCCUUGAAUAAGUCCGAGCAGGCCGGGAGAAAUGCCCUUCUCUCUGACAUCAACAAAGGGAAGAAGCUGAAGAAGACCGUCACCAAUGACAGAAGUGCGCCGAUACUGGACAAACCUAAAGGAGCCGGAGCUGGUGGCGGUGGUGGCUUUGGUGGAGGUGGCGGCUUUGGUGGAGGAGGUGGCAGCGGAGGUGGUGGCGGUGGUGGAAGCUUUGGGGGGGGUGGACCACCCGGCUUGGGAGGACUGUUCCAGGCUGGAAUGCCGAAGCUGAGAUCCACAGGCAACAGGGAUAAUGAUUCCGGAGGAAGCCGGCCCCCGAUUUUGCCACCAGGAGGAAGAGCCACAUCUGCCAAACCCUUCUCACCCCCCAGUGGCCCAGGGAGGUUCCCUGUGCCUUCUCCAGGCCACAGAAGCGGACCCCCAGAGCCGCAGAGGAACCGAAUGCCUCCCCCGAGGCCCGACGUGGGCUCCAAACCUGAUAGCGUGCCCCCUCCAGUACCCAACACGCCAAGACCCGGUCAAUCAAGUCUGCACAACCGGGGGACCCCGCCAGUGCCUGCGACCCCCAGGCAGCCUGGCCUUGGGCCGACUCCUCCCCCUUUCCCCGGAAACCGAGGUGCUGCUUUUGGAGGAGGCUCUAUCCGUCAGACCCCCUCGCCCUUCUCUAACCGGCCUCCCCUGCCGCCUACUCCUAGCAGGGCCUUGGAUGACAAGCCCCCUCCGCCGCCGCCUCCAAUGGGCAACAGGCCCUCCAUCCACAGGGAAGCUGGCCCCCCUCCGCCCCCCCAGAACAGCAAGCCCCCGGUGCCUUCCACUCCACGGCCUUCCUCCUUGUCGCAGGCCCCGCCGCCGCCGCCGCCGCCCAGCAGGCCGGGCCCUCCGCACCUGCCUCCAGGCUCCAGCGGCAGUGACGAAAUCCCAAGGCUCCCACAGCGGAACGUGUCCCUCACUUCCUCUGCACCGCCCUUACCUUCACCUGGACGCUCGGGCCCUCUUCCUCCCCCGCCCAGCGAGAGACCCCCUCCUCCAGUGCGGGACCCACCGGGCAGAUCAGGCCCUCUCCCACCGCCUCCUCCAAUAAACAGAAAUGGCAGCACAUCUCGGGCCCUGCCUGCCACCCCACAGUUGCCAUCCAGAGGAGUAGACAGUCCUAGGAGUGGGCCCCGGCCUCCUCUUCCUCCAGACAGGCCUGGUGCUGGGGCACCUCCCCCACCUCCACCAUCAACAUCAAUUAGAAACGGCUUCCAAGACUCUUCAUGUGAAGAUGAGUGGGAAAGCAGGUUCUACUUCCAUCCAAUUUCUGAUUUGCCACCUCCAGAGCCAUAUGUGUCAACAACAAAAACUUAUCCCAGUAAACUGGCAAGAAAUGAAAGCCGGAGUGGAUCCAACCGAAGAGAAAGGGGUGUCCCACCCCUUCCUCCCACCCCAAGGUGAUCCUUGCCUGCUGUUCUCCACCCAAGCCCAAGAGCUACUUCUGUUGUUGCUAUCAAGAGUUGCACACACUCCUCCCCUUGUCUUCCCUUGUCCCCUUCAUAUUGAGAGUAGGGGAGAAGGGAGGGUGACAUGAGAAUGUGUGUGUGGGGGGUGGGAAUCGGAUAAAGAAACGCACCUAGAUUUUUAUUCUGUGUAUAUUCUCAAAACUAUUGCUUGCUUCAGCUACAGCCCACCAGUGUUGACUGCUUGGGGUCAACUGGCUUUUAUGGCAAGUAGGCAGAAAUGAAUUGUGUCCCAGCUUUCAACCAACCAAACUCAAACAUUCACUGCAUAUUUGCUACAGAUAAUAUUAAAGUCCCUGAGAGCUGCUUGCUUCAAUGCCUUUUUUGCAUGCUUGGCCUCCUGUCUGUUUCUUUGAACCACAGACCACCUAAGCAAAUUGCUGAGUGAGGGCUCACAUGAAAUGUUUGUGGUUAUAGAUUAUAAUCUUUGGCAGUCUGAGGUAGGCUCUAGGACAGAGCUGUCCAAUAGAAAUAGAGUGUGAGCCACAUACACAAUUUAAAUAUUUCUAGUAGCCACAUUAAAAACAAAAAAAAGAAAAGAGGUGAAAUUAAUUUUAAUAUAUUUUUAUACAAAAUAUCAUUUUGACCUACAAUUAAAAUAACAAUUACCAAUGAGAUUAUUUUACAUCCUUUUUAUUUUGUACACAAAGUCUUCAAAAUCAGGUUUUGUGUUUAACACUUCAAGCACAUCCCUAUUUGGACUGGCCACAUUUCAAGGACUCCAUGGCCACAUGUGGCUGGGGGCUGUCAUAUUGGACAGUGCAGAUCUAGAAGACAGAGGCUGGUGCAAAAACUUCUUGUUCAAAAACACAAGGAAGGCAAGAUGAGCGUUAGCAAUUCAAGAGGUAACUAAACAUAAAAUUAGGACCAACACCUUGUGUAGCAGACGGCUGGACCUUAUUUUGCUUCCUGAUUUUCCCCUCUUCCCUUAAUAUCUGUAUGCAAGUGUUGCCUCACAGUACCAAGGUCAGAAAUUGCUCUAACAGGGUUUACAGUCACGUGGAAUAAAGCCAUCGCAAAGAAACCGAAAGCCUGUUGGGGCUUCUGGGCUCAGAGCCAGCUGGCAGGAACUCACGCGUCAGUUGGACUUUUGCCUUGCGCAUUUGAGGCCGCCUCCCAGCCUGCUCCUCAGGGUGGGGAGGCUUGGAGGCUCAGUCAUGGUGGGGGAAAGUCAGGGAAAGGUAGCAAUUCAGAAACUCAGAAGAAGGCACCAGAUUUGGGUUGAUGGGCAAACUCUAAAAAUCUAAAUCUGAUGCAUAUGGGGUUGAGAGAAAGAGAUUGCUACUGGAAAUUGGAGGGGAUUUGUUUUGAAACUAUCCAGGAACAUAUUUUGCCUUAUCUAUGCAAAUAAAGCUCCCAAAAGGACCAUCGGGAAGAGCCAGCCUUGCCUUUUUUGUAUGAUUUUGUUUACAGACUUUACUGGGACUUUUAAACCUAGUUAUAGAGUUGGGAAAAAAUUUUCAUUUUGAUAUUUUAUACAGUUGAUUAUGUUUGAAAUUACCAUUACUUAUUUUUUAAAAGCACAUGGUCACAAAUGUAUAUGUAUAUCUACCUAAACUUUGUAUCAUGGUUUCAGUGUAUUGUUCAUGUACGACUGGACAUUCUAACAAGAAAUCAAUCCAAAGAAAAAUUUGAAAGAAGCAUUCCUAUUUAUAGAAAAAAUAAUUGUUUCAUUUAUAUAAAAGCAAAAGAACUUAGAGUUCUAAUAAAUGGGAUGACUAAUAAAUUAUGGUGUUGCCCAUUUGAAUAUACUGUAUUUUUAUAACUUUUCUUGCCAAAGUCCUGGGCUUAGUACAUUAGGGAACUUGGGUUCCCCACCCCCUCUCCUCUACCAUUCAUUUGUCUUUCAGGCACUUGGGGUCCUUUACCCAAAAAAUAAAGAAAUAUAAAGGUAUAACAAACUUGGCAAAGUAUUUUUUAAAAAUGUAUUGCUCUUAUUUUGGAUUCUUUGAUCAGCUAUCAUUCU